Molecule: messenger RNA, 3198 nt
Organism: Seriola dumerili (greater amberjack)
Lineage: Eukaryota; Metazoa; Chordata; Actinopteri; Carangiformes; Carangidae
Gene: slc35e3
Product: solute carrier family 35 member E3
Exons: 8
Coding region: 306-1247 (313 amino acids)
Cellular component (GO): Golgi apparatus
Molecular function (GO): antiporter activity; nucleotide-sugar transmembrane transporter activity
Source: RefSeq, a predicted model, not a curated record
CACGGGGCGGUUUUUAAGCAGAAAACACGGGCUGUGUACAGCAGGGGAGCAGGGAGGCAAAAUCUCCCAGUACUGUAACGGGGAUUCGUCACUGCGAAGGCCGGGAUUGGAACUUCGCUCUGCCGGGGAGAGGCGCGCGCUAAGCCCGCUAACUCACGGAUAUUUGUUUGGCCGGAGGGAGACAGGCAGAGCAAGACACAGGGGAGAAGCAGGGAGACUGAUGGAAAGAUGGAGACCCCAGUGUGAACAGCGAGUUCAGAGAAGUUAAACAAAGCUUGGCUGGGGUUAGCUAAGCUUCCAUAACCAUGGCUGACAAGCUGUUUAGUUUUUCAGUCAACAGGCGCAUUGUCGCCGGGCUGCUGGUCAACCUGCUGUCCUCCAUCUGCAUUGUUUUUAUCAACAAGUGGAUCUAUGUACACUAUGGCUUCCCCAACAUGACGUUGACCCUCGUGCACUUUGUGGUCACGUGGCUGGGACUCUACAUCUGCCAAAAAAUGGACGUUUUCUCUCCAAAAAGCCUCCCAGUCCGCAGGAUCGUGUGGCUGGCUCUGAGCUUCUGUGGGUUCGUGGCCUUCACCAACCUCUCCCUGCAGAACAACUCCAUAGGGACAUAUCAGCUGGCCAAAGCCAUGACCACACCCGUCAUCAUCCUCAUCCAGACCACCUACUACAAGAAGACCUUCUCCACCAAGAUUAAACUGACACUGGUGCCCAUAACAUUAGGGGUGAUAUUGAACUCGUACUAUGAUGUGCGGUUCAACCUGCAGGGGACAGUGUUUGCAUCGCUGGGUGUUCUGGUGACGUCGCUUUACCAAGUGUGGGUGGGGGCUAAACAACAUGAGCUCCAGGUGAACUCCAUGCAGCUGCUCUACUAUCAGGCUCCUCUGUCAUCAGGCUUCCUGCUCUGUAUUGUUCCUUUCUUUGAGCCGCUGACUGGAGACGGAGGAAUAUUUGGACCAUGGUCUCUGCCUGCUCUGGUGACAGUGCUGUUCUCAGGUGUGGUGGCGUUCCUGGUCAACCUGUCCAUCUACUGGAUCAUUGGAAACACCUCAGCUGUCACCUACAACAUGUUUGGACAUUUUAAAUUCUGCAUCACCCUGAUUGGAGGAUACCUGCUCUUCCAUGACCCGCUGUCACUCAACCAGGCAUUGGGGAUCCUCUGUACUCUGGCAGGUAUCCUGUCAUACACUCACUUCAAGCUGGUCGAACAGGAGGAGGGGAAGAGCCGCCUGGCUCAAAGACCAUAGGUUGACUUACCUGUCGAUCACCUGCACGGACUCCUGCCAUUGGCUGCCCACAGUGUGACCGGCGGCAGAGACCUCUUUAUAUAUUUUUAAUUUUGUUAUGAGUAUUUUUUUAGGAGAGUAAAGAAUUUCAUGCUGGUUCCCAGACGGGGUUUAAAGUGUACGACAUGUCAACACGUCCUCUGCUCUUCACGCUCUUCCCAUGAUUCUUUGCUCAACAACGCUGAUGUUUAUGUUUUUAAGGGAAACUGAAGCUCAUCACGUCGGCAGCUGGACUUUCUGUUUUUUUUUCAGCUGCUGACAUGAAAGUGAAAAGUGUAUGAAGGAAUACGAACGCUGGUUUUUACACGUACAGAUGCAGAGGGUCACAUUGAGCUUCUUCCCAGAAUUCAUUGCUGCUGUUGGUGGAUUGAAUCAAAAGGAGACAAGGUGGGCAGUUAAAGGACUGUGAGAGACACCAAACCUUCAUCUGCUGCUGGAUGCAGGCGCUGCCAUGAGAACAAUGUAAUAAUAGUAAUGAUAUUAGAAAAAUAAUAAUAGUGUUUUUUCUUUUUCAUGCUAGUUCAGUUCAUCCAGCAGAAAAAAAAAGGCAGCUCAACUCACACACCCAAAACAAAAUAUCUCAACACAGUACAUCCUCUUCCAGGUGUUUUUGCUUUUGCCCAGAGCAGCUAUAGUGUUGGAAAAUGUCCACAUUUCUGACAGCCGACAUCAAGGCAGAAGAAAUAGAGGGGAAUCAAUCAAUCAUUAAUAACCAAGUGUAUUGGAUUAGUUUCGGGAUGUUGUGUGUACCUGCUGUUUCUGGACUCUAAACAGUCUCUUAAACCCCUUUUUAUAAGCUCUUAUCUAUAAGGGAUUUUUGCAUUAAAUUUACAUGGACAUUAGAAGCCAGUGGAAUUCAUGUUGAUACCAAAUAACUUGCAGCAAAUUACUUCAGUGUCAUUCAUUACUGUCCCCUGUUUACACUAAGGCCACCUGCCAUGUGUUUAUAGUGAGUUUAAACCAUGGCUAUUUGCACACAAAAAUCUGAACUUUCCUUAUAAUAUAUUUUGACACUGACUUAGAAUCAUAGUGAAACUAUUUUCAAGCUCAGUUUAUUCUAAAGACGUAUUUACGCCAUCGAAUCCACUGUCUUAACUAUAAAUUAAACUGGAUGGUGUAAUACAGCUAAUAAACGACAAUGGCUUCCUCCAUCUUGGAGGUUGUCGCUAUAAAGACAGUUUGCUAUUAAUCAACAGCACGCAUUUACUUCUCAUUCUUCCCAAAAGUUAAACUCAAGCAUGAAAAAUGUUUACCUCGCUGAUUUAACUGAAAAAUGAACCUGCUGAAAAUGUUGGUGUGACCGAGCCUUUAAAGCGAACAAUUAUCAAGCAGCAGGAACAGCAACAAUCAUUUUGUUGUGAGUGAUUAAAUAGCUUAUCUUGCUUUAAACUGAGUGUUUAUGCAGUCUGCAGUAUUUCAACCUCUGGUUUUGGACUGAACUUAGUCUCAUACAGUGUUAGUUUAAAUUAUUUCUUUCUUUAUUUUUAUUUUUUGAAAGAACCUAUUACAUUUUGAUGACUGUGGCUGUGUGUGGGAGGAAUCUGAUCACACCCACUUAACUACAUCAGAUUUUUUUUUCCUCUUGAGAAAACAUUUCAGAUGCUCUGAGGAUCACAGGUGGUGAGGGGCAGGCGGGUGGUGAUUAAUCCCAGCUGAGAUCUGUUGGGUAUUUAAUGAUUUAAAAACUCCAGUCAGUCAUUUUACUGCUGAAAUAAAACUCUAAUCGAAUGCUCCUACAGUGAUGUUUCAUUACAGGAAGCAGCAAAGUGUCUUUGGAUUUACCAGACAGUGGCUCUGUCUGUGAUGCACCGCAGCGUGACUGUAACCAUGACAGAGAUUCACUAUUUGCAUUUCACUUUUACUGUGUUGAACAGGUUCAGUCUGCUGAAUAAAAUGAUUUAGUGACUUUUCA